Rhincodon typus (whale shark) is the source of this 1330-nucleotide messenger RNA. RefSeq names its product ankyrin repeat and SOCS box containing 10 (gene asb10). Gene Ontology annotation, molecular function: protein binding. The coding region runs from base 1 to 1083 and encodes 360 amino acids. The record is from RefSeq and is a predicted model, not a curated record. Gene Ontology annotation, biological process: intracellular signal transduction. The transcript has 5 exons. NCBI's taxonomy places the organism in Eukaryota, Metazoa, Chordata, Chondrichthyes, Orectolobiformes, Rhincodontidae.
AUGAACCUGGGAAUCUGGUCGUUGUGUUACAAGCAGGAGUUUAUUACUCCCCUGCAGAUCACAGCUAGCCGGGGCUAUGACAAGUGUCUCCAGCACCUGCUAACCUCUGGGGCAGAUGUAGACUUUGCCCCAGGAGGAAAGACCGCUCUACACGAGGCAUGUGAGAAUUCCCAGACCGAGUGUGUCCGUCUGCUGCUCACAUACGGAGCAAAUCCCAAUGCCUUCUCCGAGGAUGGCUACACCCCUCUCCACCUGUGCUCCUCACCGGAAUCCCUCAGAUGUGCGGAGUUUUUGUUGAAGUUUGGCUGUAAUGUGAACAGUCGGACAGAGGACAAGGACGAUACAGCUCUGCACAUCGCAGCACGGUUCGCUCUGGAGGAUCAUGUCUGCUUGUACCUUCACCAUGGAGCAUCGGUCAACAGGAUGAAUGACAGUGGCCAGACCCCACUGCACUGUGUGUGCGCACAGUCCCACAGCCAGCAGGAUGCUGACAGAUAUUUCCGUGUCUGUCAGUAUCUGAUUGAGCAGGGGGCCAGUGUGGAUUCACUGGAUGAAGAGAAGCAGUCAGCGCUGCACAUGGCCUGUCGCACAGUCAAUUACAGGAUGGUGGAUCUACUGCUGAGCAAGGGAAUCGAUGUUAACCGCAUGGACUAUGGGGGAAAUGCCCCAAUGCAUAAAGCACUGCAGGCUGUCGCUUACAAGUUAGAGCAUGAGCCUGAACGCACAGUCCGAUCCCUCUUAAACUAUGGCUCCAUCCGUAUCUGGCCAGGUGCUAUUCCAAAGGUGCUGAGGUUCUGCUCCCAGUCUCCGCGGACAAUCGAGGUUCUCGUGAACGUUUACGAUCGGCUGAAAGUGACCGAUGAUUGGGUGGAGUCGGUGCCAUUGAAAGUGCUUCAGGAGCACCAGGAUUUCUACGAGUCCCUGUUUGCACUUUCCCAGACACCACGCUCACUGCAGCACCUGGCCCGAUGUGCCAUUCGCGCACACUUUGAAGGGCAUUGCCAGGAUCGAAUCCCUCAACUCCCACUGCCAACCUUCCUGAAGGACUAUCUGUUGCUGCAGUUUCAGGGAUAUAUCAGUUAGUGAGCUGAAGCACAGACACUGAAGCACAGUCAACUCCCCAUCGACAAAGGCCAGAGUCAGUGAAAACAACAGAACCCAACCCAGCAACACAGACAAUACAGGCCAUUUGUUCAGACCUGCUCUUACUUCAUCAAAUUCUAGAUUCUGGAUAAUAACCAAUAAACAUCCACUCCCUCCACCACCGACGCUCAGUAGCAGCAGUGUGUACUAUCUACAAGAUGCACUGCAGAAAUUCACCAAAGAUCCC